Bacillus rossius redtenbacheri is the source of this 477-nucleotide messenger RNA. RefSeq lists its product as uncharacterized. Bases 1 to 477 code for a protein of 158 amino acids. The transcript is spliced from 2 exons. The record is from RefSeq and is a predicted model, not a curated record. NCBI's taxonomy places the organism in Eukaryota, Metazoa, Arthropoda, Insecta, Phasmatodea, Bacillidae.
AUGUCAUGGUCACAAGCCAUCGCUGGAGCAGUCAUCUUUGAAACUGAUGUCCCUGUAGCAGUUGUCGUCGGAGCAACAGCUACAGCACCAGAUGUCACUGGAGCAGUUGUCGGAACAAUAGCUACAGCACCAGAUGUCACUGGAGCAAUCUUCUUCGAAGCAGACGUCGCUGGAGCAGUUGUUGGAGCAAUAGCUACAGCACCAGAUGCCACUGGAGAAAUCUUCUUCGAAGCAGACGUCGCUGAAGCAGUUGUUGGAGCAAUAGCAACAGCACCAGAUGUCACUGGAGCAAUCUUCUUCGAAGCAGAUGUCUCUGGAGCAGUUGUCGUCGGAGCAGCUGCAGCUACAGCACCAGCACCAGCACCAGAAAUCACUGAAACAGUCAUCUUCGAAUUAGACGUCGCUGGAGCAGUGGUCAGACCAAUAGUCAGACCAAUAGCUACAGCAGCAGAUGCCACUGGAGCACUCGUCGCCUGA